This is a messenger RNA of Ostrinia nubilalis (European corn borer), 3206 nucleotides long. Its product is annotated as FGFR1 oncogene partner 2 homolog. Bases 166 to 795 code for a protein of 209 amino acids. The record is from RefSeq and is a predicted model, not a curated record. NCBI's taxonomy places the organism in Eukaryota, Metazoa, Arthropoda, Insecta, Lepidoptera, Crambidae. The transcript has 5 exons.
CCUAAUAGGCCUUCUGAAAUGAAAGCUAAUGGCCGCCCGUCUCUAAUUUCGAAACAGCUGAUGUGCGUCUUUUAAUUUUUCUCAGAGAAUUCGUGCCGUUUAUAAAUUGUGUUAAAUUAAAUAGAUGAUACGGUACUCGGUUUAUUAUUUUGUGUUGAAAUCAGGAUGUCACUGACCAUACAGCAAAUCAUUUUGGAUGCAAAAAGACUCGCAGGGCGCCUCAAAGAAAGAGAAACUGAAGCUGAUGCUCUACUAACUGAAACUCAAACUGCUUACAGACAGAUCCACACCAUGAAACAGUACAAAGAAGAAGUGGACUCACUAAAUGAAGCUUCCAGAGAAAGGCCAAGAGGGGCAUUGAUUGCAAGCAUAGAAAGAGAGUCACGGUUGAUGCGGGACGUUCAACGUGAGAAUGGUGAGUUGCGGGCAGCUCUGGAAGACCACAGACGAGCACUGGAGCUGAUAAUGUCCAAGUACCGCCAACACACAGAAAAGAGAAUAUGGGAGUCGAGGAUAGACUUCACUGCUGCUGUCAAUGAAAAACAACAAGAGUUGAUUCGUCAGCAAGCUGAGAGGAUCAAUGAGAUGACUAGCAUCAUGUACAAAGCUGUUAACAUGGAUGAGAAUGGUGACACCAGAAAAGAGGAAGAACUUUAUCAACGACUUAUCACUGAAAAUAAGGGUUUGAGGGAGAUGUUGGAUUUGUCAAGGCGGUAUGGAUCAGACAGGGCGUGCGCGCCGCCCACCGAGGACAAGGAUGUGCAGACCGACGGGCCGCCGCUGACGGGCGCGUGACGGCCCGCGGUGGAGCCCUGCCGCCUCUGAACGCGCCGCCCUGCCGGCCUCCGCGCCGACGACACAUAUAGGUAGACUACACUUCACCUGUCCGCACACUUGAAACUCAUCUUCUCACUCUGAUCCACUCGUAUAACCCGGACGGAGCUUCUCAGGUGUGCCGGAGAGGUGUGAUGCAGACGAGUCACCGUUCCAGUAUACAAACUUUACCUGUUACUCACAGAUUUUGGAUGUUAGGUCUUUUGACAGUAUGCCUCUCAUGUUUCACAUUUGUAAACAAAAUAUUAAUUGUGACAACAUACAGCGAAUGAUUACAAUGUAGUUAAAAAACUUUUUGUUUUGUUUCUCAAUUGGUUGUAUUGGAUGUUGAAUUAUAUAAAUUUAAAUAUUAAUAUGACAUUUAAGUUAGAUGCUAAUGUUAUCUUGUAAUGGUAAAGUAUAUCACGUUUAGCCAUCAUUUAUUAGUUAUUCUUACAAUGUAUGAAACCAAAUCACAUAAUGUGGCAGAAACUGUGAUCUUUAGUGUUUGCUGUUAAGUUGAUGUAAAAUUUGACUGUGUUAUGCUUCUGAAGUUUAUAGAAACUUCACAAUUACAAGUGUUAUAAAUGUAAACACAUUCUUCAUCUAAUUGAAAUAGCUUUUCAGUAGAUUAAUAGUCCUCACUCAAACAUUUGCUCAUUAAAACUGUCAGGUUUAAUAAAAAUAUAAUACUCGGUAGUAAAUAACUUACGUUUAAUUCAUUAUAAACCACUUAUCUCACUAUGUAGGCUACUCGAAUUUCAGAUAGAUUUAGUGAAAUUAUAGUUAUUUUAAAAUCAGAGUACUAUGGGACCUACAAUGACGAAAUAGAACCAGUUUCAUAAGUAAAUCAUUACUUAGUUAUCCAGUAACACCCUAUCACACAAAUACUAGUCAAUUUUCAAUAAACAGGUCACAUAAAUUUUUAUUAUUCUUAACAAUAACACAUGUUGAAUGUAACAUAAAAGAAUUCAUCGAUUCAUCUUUCGGGUGAUUUGUGCAAAGCAACAGUGUGUUAGGUACUAAAAUAUGCAAUAUUUUUUCAUGCAAUGUAGUGGGAUCAGCUUUGAAUGUUAGGGACAAUCGUAGAAUGGUGGAUUGUAGUUGUUUGUAGUAGCAACCUUCGUAAAUAUAAAUAAUCAUGCCAAAGGCAUGCAAGCAAUAUGAUUAUGAUACUGUUACAUGUAAGUACUGUUGUUAAAUUUUUUGAAUAUCUAGCUCUGCCGCAAGUCUCUAGUGAUUGUCAUCGUGGACAUUUAAUUAUGAGUACAAUUUCUAAUUGAGGGACCGUAUUAAUGAUAGUUAUCAUUCCUCCUAGAAACAGAGCAAUGUCUUCGAGAAUUUUCCAUUAUUUGGGAUCUUUGCUAAAAUUAUCGAAGAUUGCCUAGAUAAGUAUAAACUUUUAAAAAGAUUUUAUCAUGUUUCUAUGGAAUAAUGAUCACUAGUAUGAAUGUAGUCACUUCGAAAGUUUCUUUGGUUUAAAAUUGACUGUAGACCCAUCACAAAUAUUUGAUCUAAAAUUUAGGGCAUUUUUAAUUAGUUAAAUAAUUUUAAUGUGUCGGUUAAUUUUUAAUAUUGAACUUAAAAAUUAUAGUGUAUGUGUACUAUGUGUACUUUACUGUUGAAUAUUCUUUUCAUACCACUUAUUUCCUAUCAAUAUGCACAAUAUAAAAUACUUUGUUUUCACAUAGAAUAAUUAUUCAUUUUCACCUUUGUUCUUUUUACAUAUUAUAUUCCAAAAGAUAUGUUGUUAUUUACAAAGAUUUUGUCCCUUAUUAUUAUCUAAAAUACUACUUAAUUAUUUCUACUAAUAGAGUAAUAAAAUCCAAACAUUUAUUAGAAUAUAUUAAGGAUAAAAUUUACAAGAUAAAUCUAAUUAUAGUCAGUUUAGGUUUGUAAUUUGUAUUUUGAUAGAAUGUUUCUAAAGUGGCUCUGAAAUUGUAAAAUACCUUUACCUCAUUAACAUGAUAGUUAUUGUGCUUAUGGGAGAUAUUAAAAUGUAUGUAGUAAAAUAUGAACAUUAAUUAAAUAGUAGAUCAGAUUGCUUCUUUAGUCUACUUGCAUUUAUGCAUUCAAUAAUUGCAGUUGAAAAUUAUAUAAAAAUAUAGUAAAAUCAGUAUGUAUGAAUAGAUUAUAGAUGAAUUAUGUAUUAAGUUCUAAUGCAGUUGUCUACGCACAAUCACAAAAACCUACUGAAAAUCUAUGCAUUUGCUACAAAAUAACAGAUAAACUUUUAUAAUUUAAUACUACCUAUGUUGGUUACGAAAUAUACAAUUUUUUAGAUAAAAUUAAUAGUUGAUACCUAGUUUUUUUCUGCUGUAGAACAACACAUGUAGAGCGAAAAGAUAAAUGUUUAAAAUGUAAUUGAUAAAAUAAAUAUACAAUACACAUAA